GUCAAGACGUCUCAAAGCGCUUCACAGGAUUAUACUGCAACUGGGUGUACUUUGUGAGUGAACUCCCAGUGGAACCAAAGAUCCUUGAUUCUUAUAGCUUUUGCUGGGCAUCAUCAUCUUCUAAGUCAAGUGUGUGUCCAGGGAAUGCCAUUGCCAUUAGCAUCGAGUGCCAGUUGAUCACUGAGCCAAGGAGAAACGGGAGGUAACUGUAGGUAAGGUCGAAGAAGAAGGUAAUCAGGUGCGAUCUGAAGUCGGGUGAGGCAGAUGGCUUGAGGCAAGAAGUUCCAGGGUUUGGUGGGGAUAUUGGCUGAAAGCACAGGUGCCAAUGGUGGAGCAGAGGGGAUGAAUUCAGACCAACAAGAGGGUUCGUGAUCUUUGGAGUUGUGCAAAAUGUCAACAAUUUACCCUUAAUGAAAAUCCUAAGCAAAGUCAGGAAAAAAAUUGUUUAGCUUUCAGCCGCGGUCAGUGUCAGCUUAUGCUCAGGCAGGCUUCUGUAACUAGUGCACGUACCUUCAAUUUGACCGGCAAUUUGCAGGUGAGCUAGGUCCAACGCUAUUCUUUUUUUUAAAUAAUACGUUUUUAAAGCAUUAAAAUGGCCUCAAGUUAACCAGGACACAUUCUACGAGCUCUCAAGGAAAGGAUUUCAGUGGUGUGUGACACAAGACCAUUCAGGUUAUUUAUAAAUCAGCAUCUUUAAAAAGUAACCCAGUGACCCUUUUCCACAGCGGCACAGAAAAGCCCAGAAAAGUAACAGUCGGGAUGAAGUUUCAGGCACCCCAUAGGUUGAUGCUGUAGCUUCAGGCAUUUGACAAGAAUGAAGAUUGAUGGCUUUGGGGCCUGUGCGUUAGAAUCAAAGUGUGACUUGUUCCAUUCAGUCAUCUUGGAGCAGUUGUUAGCUCAAAGCAGACACUUUUGGGCCAUGCUAACAGACAACCAGCUCAUCUCAAUCGGUUCCCAGUUCUCAAACCAAAAGAAAGGACACAUCUCGUAUCCUAUUUCUUCACCCGCUCAGGUUGGCUUCCAGUACUGACCACCUUUGCAAAGGUAGGUGUUGUUUGAAAUCUCUCUUUUUAUAUAUAUAUAUUGUAUAUAUAGCAUCAGAUCUAACAGUUUCACUGAUGGCUGUAUGUGCUUUUUAUUUUUCAGAUCCUAUCCCAGCCAUGAACCUCUUCAUCACUGUGAUGUUCUUUGCCUUGCUGGGAGGAGGUUGCACCCAGAACAGGGCAAACCUGAAAGCUGCUGCUAAGAAUUCUAACUCAAAUAGGAGGAAUUCAAACCCGAGCGGGGAGUCUGCGCAGCCAGUCUCUCAAGUGCCGCUUCCUGUCAAUGCUACUGCAUCCGAAGGCAAUGGUGACAAUCUGGUGUCUCACGUCAAGACUCUCGCUCAGACCCUCUAUCAAUGCUCAAAAUCGGCGUCCACUGAUGACAUGAGACUAAACUUCCUGAGAAGCACAUCUGUGACAUGCAAUGAUGGCACUCCGGCUGGGUACUAUUUAAGGGAGUCGAAAGGAAGCAAGCGGUGGAUAAUAUUUUUAGAAGGUGGCUGGUGCUGUUACAACAAAGAGAGUUGUGACACAAGAUACAGAUCAAUUCGACGACUCAUGAGUUCUUCUGAGUGGCCGCAAGCCCAGAAAGGUUCUGGAAUUCUGUCAUCACAGCCAGAGGAAAACCCACACUGGUGGAAUGCCAACACUGUGUUUGUACCUUACUGCUCAAGUGACGUGUGGAGUGGGACUGCACCUCGGUCUCGCCAAGUUGAAUAUGCAUUUAUGGGGUCCUUGAUUCUCAAGGAAGUGAUUAAAGACUUGGUGCCAAAGGGUAUUACUUUGGCCAAAGUGGUCAUGCUUGCUGGAACCAGUGCUGGUGGGACUGGAGUGCUGCUGAACAUUGAGCGAGUGGCCAGUCUGCUGGAACAGCUGGGAGCUGAUGUGCAAGUCCGGGGUUUGGUCGACUCAGGCUGGUUCCUCGAAAGCAAACCACAACGGCAGGCUGAAUGUGUAGACGUGGCCUCUUGCACUCCUAACGAUGUCAUUAAAAAGGGGCUCAGGUUGUGGAAUGGCAUUAUUCCUGAACGAUGCAGACAGCAGUUCAGACGUGGAGAUGAAUGGCAGUGUUUCUUCGGUCAUAGGAUGUACUCGUCUCUAACGUCCCCAGUGUUUGUGGUACAGUGGCUGUUUGACGAGGAACAGUUGAAAAUUGAGAACAUUCAACUGGGAAGCCAUUCUCUCACAGAAAGUCAGUGGAACUACAUUCAGAAUUUGGGCCGAGAUCUCAGAAAUUCACUGCGUGAUGUCUCAGCUGUGUUCGCCCCGGCAUGUCUAUCCCACACCCUGAUCACUAAAAGCAACUGGCUGGACUUUCAAGUGCGAGGGAUUUCCUUGAAUAGAGCGUUACAGUGCUGGGAUCGAAGUCUUCAAGAAAACAAGAACUCCAGACCUCCCGCUAGAAACUGCUCCUUCCAUUUAAUUGAUCAGUGCCGCCUGCCACAUUGUAACCCCACCUGCCCAGCGCUCCGUGAUCCAGUCACAGGUCAGGAAGUGAACAUGAUUCAGCUUCUGAUGAAUAUGGGCUUCGAUGUUCAGAGAAUAGCGCAGCAGCUUGGAAUGGAGCCCAAUCAUUUGCUGGGGAUGCUUAGUAAUGGAGGCUAGAGUCUUAAAACCAAUUCCAUCUCCUGUGUUUUCUUCUGUGCCAUGACGUUUGCAGUGAAAACUAUAGAUUUCAAUUGUCACAUUGCUUGGUUAACAAACUGAGAUCAUUGGAUAUACUUGCCCUGCUAUCAGAGCUAAUUCUGGUUUUAGCAUUACUGUUUGUUUCCCACUCAGCAUUGCUAGAAGCAUGAUGCCUUUUCUUUACCCCCAACCUUGGGGCCGGUGAGGAUAAGGCUUUACGCUUAACGCUUCCACCAAACAUCAUCCUUGGAUCUGCAUUUGCACGGUUCGUUAGACACAAUCAACAAAUUAAACUGUACGCUCAUUGGAAUUCAUGUUUUAAUGGACUGAAGAAGUCUGAUGCGAGUUAAAGAGUUAACAGCUGAUCCCGUCUUAUGUUUUCCUUCCAUUUGUUUUCUUGUUGUUGCUCAGAUUAACUUGCAUUCAACCACAGUGAGAAUUCUACUGGUUUUAUGAGCUGCUAGAUGGGUACAAUAAAACCGCUUUGCAUCUCUGCAGAGCAGUUUGCGUAGUAAUGUACCAUUUGCUGCUUUGAGAUGGGAGAGCCAAGAUGCUCACAGAAAUACCUGUACCCUGGCCAAAGCAUGUUAUCAGGGAAUAUAGAAUUUAAUUAACAUCUGAAAUGGUAAGCCUUAUAUUAAACACAGACUGAUUUUUUCUCCCUGAAUUGACUCUCUAAUAAGAAAUCAUGAAAAUGUAAUUGUAAUACUAGUGUCUAAAUAUCAUUCAAUCAAUACCCUACUCUUACCCCAUGUCUUGAAGUAAUAUUCAAGUAACCGGAUACAGUAUAUUCUGUGAAGCGCUUUGAGACGUCUUGAAGACAUGAUAAGGCGCUAUAUCAAAUGCAAGGAUUAUUGAUGUUAUUCCUGGCAUCUUAUUGUUUUCUUAAUGGACGAUUUGAUUCUGAAGUUAAAAGCCAAAAUGAAAGCUAAUUGUACAGGCUACUGGGAGCACCAUUCUGCAUUAGUGCACGUAACGUCUCAUUGCAGUAAGUGAUUAGAAAUAUUUUGUUUAAAAUAAUUUGAAGGCUGAUCAUUCUGAACGGUGAAGAUAUUGCCUUAAAAACUGAUUAUGAAACAAAAUAUGUGCUAAUUAAUAUACUCAUAAUAAAAACCUAUACUUCGCAUUAACAUGUAUGGUAUAUUGUAAUGUACACUGUUAUCAAACAAUGUGUUGUGUUGUUUCGAGUGUUUCAAUGUGCAACGGUAUAUUUCUGGUUUCAUUUGACUGUAAUCAGAUGGAGGCAUUUAUAAAGAGAUGUACUCAGAACCUCCUUGUUAACAACCUUGUUUGUUACUUGUUAUAUGAUUUCAAAUAAAACUUAUUAGUGAU
This is a messenger RNA of Callorhinchus milii (elephant shark), 4001 nucleotides long. RefSeq names its product notum pectinacetylesterase 2 (gene notum2). The record is from RefSeq and is a predicted model, not a curated record. Lineage: Eukaryota; Metazoa; Chordata; Chondrichthyes; Chimaeriformes; Callorhinchidae. Bases 1119 to 2648 code for a protein of 509 amino acids. Gene Ontology annotation, molecular function: hydrolase activity. The transcript is spliced from 12 exons.